Molecule: messenger RNA, 4016 nt
Organism: Canis lupus familiaris (dog)
Lineage: Eukaryota; Metazoa; Chordata; Mammalia; Carnivora; Canidae
Gene: LGI4
Product: leucine rich repeat LGI family member 4
Exons: 9
Coding region: 1720-3435 (571 amino acids)
Biological process (GO): neuron maturation; myelination in peripheral nervous system
Molecular function (GO): protein binding
Source: RefSeq, a predicted model, not a curated record
GUUGGUCUAGUUCGGUCCAGGGCCAUGAAGUGAAUCGAUAAACCUCUUCAUACCUCAUUUUUUCCAUCUGCAAAGUGGGGAUCAGUAGUAUGACUCCCUUCACAGGGUUGUUGUGGGAGCUGAUCACAUUCGUGGUAAGUCAGGCACACAGCAAGGGCUCAAUGAUUAUUAGUACGACUAUUUCGGGUUGGGUACAAGUGUCAUUUAUUUCUUUUUCUUUUUUUAGUUCUUUCUUUCUAAAAGGCUUAAUUUCUUUAUUCUCGAGAGACACACGGAGAGAGGCAGAGACACAGGCAGAGGGAGAAGCAGGCUCCGUGCGGGGAGCCCCACGUGGGAUUCGAUCCCAGGACCCGGGGAUCACAUCCUGAGCCGAAGGCAGAUGCUCAACCGCUGAGCCACCCAGGCAUCCGUAUUUAUUUUUCUUACUUAAUGGACAGAAUCUAUCCAAAUUGCUAAAAGCUUAGUCCAAAUGAAAAUGACCAAUAUCCAUGAGCUCUGGUCCCCCAAGAGGGAACACAAAGUCACGCGGAGAGGCCCUGGAGCUGGCUGCUUGGGCUCCAGAGCGGGCCCUGCCCCAGUCCCUAACCCAAAUCUCAAGUUGACUUGACCUCCCUCCUCAGUGUUUCCAUCUGUAAAACAGCCACGUAAGAGGAUCAGCCUCAGAGGGUGCGGCGAGCUCAGCAUGAGCUGAGAGACGAAGUGUCAGGACAGGGCCUAGCGCAGAGCCAACGCCGAGGAAGGGGGUGGCAUCCUCACCAUCGGUUUCCCCUGGAGUCGGCUCCUUAUCCCAGUGGGUGGCUGGCACUCAGGGGGUUAAUAUGAGGCGGGGCCGCGGCUGUGGGCUCGGGGCAGGGCUACUGUCCCGCCGAGUGUGGCCACCAGAGGGAGCAGCUGGCCCCCUCUGAGGCUUGGGGCCCGGCUCAUCACACCCUCCAGGGAGGGGGCUGGCUGGGCGAGCCCAGGAUGGGACCAGCACCCCCCCUUCCCCGGGGUCGCUCCUGCCACCCCACCCCCACCUGCAGAGCCAUCCGGUCCCCACCCUGGUGACAUGCUCCUCACACUCCGGGUGCGGUGGAGCGGGAAUCUGGGGAGGGGGCCGACUGAGAAGGGUCAGGGCAGCUCCGGCCCUUGCAGCCCCUCCCCUCCCAUGGGGCCAUCCAGUCCCUUCCUUAGGGCCGCUCUUCCUAUGGCCUCUGACCCCCUCCUCCCGCCGCGGCAGUGCCCAGAGGCGCACCCGGUGCCCCAGUGAGUCCCUUUCCCAAACCUCCAAGGAGAAGGGGCGUGGGAGGAAGGGGAGAAGGGGAAUUGGAAGGGGCGGUGAGAAAUAAAGACACCAGACAGAGGGACACACACACACACACAUACACACACACACAUACAGGCCGACAGACCGACAGAGACAGAAACAGAGAGAGACAAAGAAACAGAGAUAGAGAGACAAACAGAACUAAAGACAGAGAGUGGGAAGCGGACUAACUCACUGAGUCAGAGAGAGAGAGAGAGAGAGAGAGAGAGAGAGAGAACUAAGAAAAUUAGCCGCCCAGGGCAUACAGGAAGAGAAGGCAGCUGAGGAGAGACGGAGAAGGGAGAGACCCGGCGGCCGUGCUGUGCCAGCCGGCCAGAUGGGGGGCCGCCCGGCGGGGCGGAGGUAGUGGCCCGAGCCACCCACCGCGCGGGUGGGCAGCGAGCAGAGAGCGGCGGCCGCAGGGGUGAGGGGGCAUGGGAGGGGCGGGCGUGCUGCUGCUGCUGCUGGCCGGGGCCGGCGCCUGGAGGCCCCCCAAGGGAAAGUGCCCCCUGAGCUGCUCCUGCUCCAAGGACAGCGCCCUGUGCGAGGGCUCUCCGGACCUGCCCGACAGCUUCUCCCCGACGCUGCUGUCACUGAUGGAAAGGAAAGACAUCCAGGGUUGGGGCGGCGUGCCAGUGUCCCCCAGACAGGAGACGGCUCUGGGGCGGGACCGGAGCAUUGGGGUGGUUUUCUCCUCCGUCCCCAGCUCACUCGUGAGGACUGGAGUCACCCAGCUGAAGGCCGGCAGCUUCCUGAGGGUGCCCACCCUACACCUGCUCCUCUUCACAUCCAACUCCUUCUCGGUGAUUGAGGACGAUGCCUUUGCGGGUCUGUCCCACCUGCGGUACCUCUUCAUUGAGGACAAUGAGAUUGGCUCCAUCUCUAAGAACGCGCUCAGAGGACUUCGCUCACUCACACACCUGAGCCUGGCCAAUAAUAAUCUCGAGACCCUCCCCAGAUUCCUGUUCCGAGGCCUGGAGACCCUAACUCAUGUGGACCUCCGCGGGAACCCGUUCCAGUGUGACUGCCGUGUCCUCUGGCUGCUGCAGUGGAUGCCCACCGUGAAUGCCAGCGUGGGGACCGGGGCCUGCGCCGGCCCCACCGCUCUGGCCCACAUGCAGCUCCGCCACCUGGACCCCAAGACGUUCAAGUGCAGAGCCAUAGAGCUGUCCUGGUUCCAGACGGUCGGGGAGUCGGCGCUGGGCGUGGAGUCUUUCUCCUACCAGGGGGAGCCCCACAUGGUCCUGGCACAGCCCUUUGCCGGCCGCUGCUUGAUCCUGGCCUGGGACUACAGCCUGCAGCGCUUCCGGCCCGAGGAAGAGCUGUCCGCGCCCUCCGUGGUGUCCUGCAAGCCGCUGGUCCUGGGCCCGCGCCUCUUCGUGCUGGCCGCCCGCCUGUGGGGGGGCUCCCAGCUGUGGGCCCGGCCCGGCCCCGGCCUGCGCCUGGUGCCCACCCAAGCCCUGGCCCCGCGGCGGCUGCUGCGGCCCAAUGACGCCGAGCUCCUGUGGCUGGACGGGCAGCCCUGCUUCGUGGUGGCCGACGCCUCCAAGGCGGGCAGCACCACGCUGCUGUGCCAGGACGGGCCCGGCUUCUACCCCCGCCAGAGCCUGCACGCCUGGCACCGGGACACGGACGCCGAGGCCCUGGAGCUGGACGGCCGGCCGCACCUGCUGCUGGCCUCCGCCUCGCAGCGGCCCGUGCUCUUCCACUGGCUCGGGGGCCGCUUCGAGAGGCGCACGGACAUCCCCGAGGCCGAGGACGUCUAUGCCACGCGCCACUUCCAGGCUGGCGGGGACGUGUUCCUGUGCCUGACGCGCUACAUCGGGGACUCCAUGGUCAUGCGCUGGGACGGCUCCAUGUUCCGCCUGCUGCAGCAACUUCCCUCGCGAGGUGCCCACGUCUUCCAGCCCCUGCUCAUCGCCAGGGACCAGCUGGCCAUCCUGGGCAGCGACUUCGCCUUCAGCCAGGUCUUCCGCCUCGAGCCUGACAAGGGGCUCCUGGAGCCACUGCAGGAGCUGGGGCCCCCAGCCUUGGUGGCCCCUCGCGCCUUCGCUCACGUCACCAUGGCCGGCAGACGCUUCCUCUUCGCCGCUUGCUUCAAGGGCCCCACACAGAUCUACCAGCAUCACGAGCUAGACCUGAGCGCCUGAGACCCGCGGGGGCCUUGGGCAUGGCCCGGAGGGAAGGGGGCACCGGCGGCGGCAGUCCCAGGCCUCUGGACACCCCCCUGGACCGGCCUCCUGGCCCUCCUCGGGGUGCCGGUGCCUGCGAGGUCCUGACCACAGGCCAAGUUCAAGGCGAGAGCGGGCCCUCCGGUCUGACGCCACGCCUCUAAGGAUGACGUGGGGGCUCGGGCCGGGGCGCUGCAAGGAGCCGGGGUGCAGAGCCCCACGAGGUCCGGAAGCGCCCGUCCCGCCCGCACCCACCCUCCCGGCUCCCAGGGACAGGGCCGAGGCGCAGCCAGCCGUCCCCUCCCCUGAGCGCAGUCCGGCCAAUCGCUUUUAGCGCCCGCCUCCGUGACGUCACCAGUCGCUGGGCGGGGUUCCCCGCCGGGCUUGCUGAGGGCCUCUGCUGCCUGUGCGCAUGCCCGCGGCCGAGGCGGAAGCCCAGCGUGUGGGCCCUUUGCGCGUGCGCGGGGAGCAGGUGGGAGAGCGGGAGCUGCGGGUCUCCGCCGAGGGGCGGGGCUGAGGACCGGAAGUGUAUGAGCUCAAUAAACGCGCUGUGCACCUGC